AUGUCGGACAAAAUACAAUUUUUAGCAGAAGUUGUUCAAACGCAUUUUAAUGUAACGGAGUUACACGAUUUGAAAGAAACGAUUGUAGCACGUUUGAAUCGAUUCGAGGAAAUUGAAGCUCAAGGAUCAAUAAUCGACAUGGUUGAAAAACAAUCUGAAGCUGCUGUAAAAAAGAGCAAACUCAUCGAUGAUAUAUUACAAUUUCUUGACGAAUAA
Adineta steineri is the source of this 216-nucleotide messenger RNA. The record is from the annotation of a GenBank genome assembly. NCBI's taxonomy places the organism in Eukaryota, Metazoa, Rotifera, Eurotatoria, Adinetida, Adinetidae.